Sphenostylis stenocarpa is the source of this 1080-nucleotide messenger RNA. The record is from the annotation of a GenBank genome assembly. Lineage: Eukaryota; Viridiplantae; Streptophyta; Magnoliopsida; Fabales; Fabaceae.
AUGGAUUCGCCGCACCGAACAGUGGCUUCUCCUCCGUCGCCGCAAGGCCGCGAUUCCACCGCCAUUCUCUUCACCUUCCUCUCAUUCUUUGCCGUUGUCGCUCUGGUUUUGGUUCCUUCAGCAUCACCAUCCUUCCAAAAUACUUUAACCAUUCUGCACCAAGUCCCUGAAGGUCAUGUGGGUGUAUAUUGGAGAGGAGGUGCCCUUCUGAAAACAAUUACAGAGCCAGGUUUCCAUCUAAAGAUGCCUUUUCUUACUCAGUAUGAACCUGUUCAAGUGACACUUCAGACGGACCAGGUGACUGAUAUACCCUGCGGUACCAAAGGAGGUGUUAUGAUCAAUUUUGAGAAGAUUGAGGUUGUUAACCGACUCCAUAAGGAAUUUGUCUUUGAGACAUUGCUCAACUAUAGUAUACAUUAUGAUAAGACAUGGAUAUAUGACAAGAUUCAUCAUGAGAUCAAUCAGUUCUGCAGCUCUCACAGUCUUCAACAAGUCUAUAUUGAUGUGUUUGACCAGAUUGAUGAAAAGAUGAAAGAUGCCCUUCAAGUUGACUGCACCCGCUAUGCUCCAGGAAUUGAGAUCAUAAGUGUCCGGGUCACAAAGCCAACUAUUCCAAAUAGUAUAAGACGCAAUUUCGAACAAAUGGAAGAGGAACGUACUAAGGUCUUAAUUGCUAUUGAGAAACAGAAAGUAUCAGAGAAGGAGGCAGAGACUAUAAAGAAGAUGGCCAUUAGCGAGGCUGAGAAGAAUGCCAAUGUUAGCAAGAUCCUUAUGGAGCAAAAGUUGUUGGAAAAGGACAGCACUAGAAGACAAGAAGAAAUAGAGAAUGCAAUGUACCUGGCCCGUGAAAAGAGCCUGGCAGAUGCAGACUUCUACCGAGUAAUUAAGGAAGCUGAAGCAAACACCUUGAAGCUUACCCCUGAAUUUCUUCAGCUUAAAUUUAUUGAGGCCAUUGCUAAUAACACAAAGAUUUUCUUUGGGGACAAGAUUCCUAAUAUGAUUUUGGAUCAGAGGCUACUUGGAAACUUACUUCAAGUAGUUUCUAGAGGGACAACUACGACAGCCAAAUCAGAUAUCUGA